Messenger RNA from Ziziphus jujuba (common jujube), 1302 nucleotides. RefSeq names its product (R)-mandelonitrile lyase 3-like. Bases 1 to 1302 code for a protein of 433 amino acids. Gene Ontology annotation, molecular function: oxidoreductase activity, acting on CH-OH group of donors; flavin adenine dinucleotide binding. The record is from RefSeq and is a predicted model, not a curated record. Lineage: Eukaryota; Viridiplantae; Streptophyta; Magnoliopsida; Rosales; Rhamnaceae. The transcript is spliced from 4 exons.
AUGAAAUCUGUAUACAAUGCCAUUGAUCUUCCAUUAAAAGAAGAGUAUGACGAUAUAAUAGUGGGAGGAGGCACAGCAAGCUAUCCUUUGGCUGCAACAUUAUCAGUGAACUACUCGGUUCUUGUCCAUGAAAGGGGUAGUGCUCCUCCUUCAUACCCCCGGCUGGUCUUGACCACAGAUGGGAUAGUAGACAUUCUCUUGCAGGAAGACGAUGGUAAAACACCUGCUCAAAGGUUCACUUCAGAAGAUGGUGUAGCGAAUGUUAGAGGAAGAGUCCUUGGUGGGAGCAGCAUGAUCAAUGGGGGAUUCUACUCCAGACCUGAUGACCAAUUCUAUAACGAAUCUGGAGUUGAUCCUGACAAUGGAUUCAGUCUACAACACUUGGUGGGAACCAAAACUUCUAGUUCAACCUUCGAUAAUGAGGGAAAGAGACAUGGAGUUGUGGAACUUCUUAACAGAGGUGAACUAAAGAACUUGAAAGUUGCAAUUGAGGCCCAUGCGGAAAGAAUCAUCUUCUCUUCCAAAGCAUCAGGUGUAUCAGCAAAUGGAGUUGUAUAUAGUGAUUCGAAGGGGAGGACUCAUGAGGCAUUGAUAAGAAACGAAGGAGGGGUGAUAUUAAGUGCAGGGGCUAUUGGGAGCCCUCAGCUUCUUCUUCUCAGUGAAGUUGGUCCAUUUCCUCAUGUUUCGUUACAUAAAGUUCCGGUAGUCAGCCAAAACCCCGAUGUGGGAAAUUUUAUGGCAGAUAAUCCUCGUAAUGUGAUCAACAUUGUUGUCCCAUUUGCAUUGGACCCUUCACUUUCAACCAAAUGGAACCGCUCCCUUAGAAUUGAGCGUGGCAACCAUAAUGAGAAGUUCUCCGGACCACUUUCAAGUGGUUCCCUCCGGCUGGUUUUGUUUACCGAUGUCAAAGUUAGCCCAACCGUCCGAUUCAACUACUUCGAAGAUCUGAAGGACCUUGCUCGUUGUGUAAGAGAAAUGAGGUUGGAUGGUUAUAUGCUCAAGACUGACGCCAGGGAAAGGUUCAAGCUUGAGGAUUUAAAGGGUGCUGAAGGUUUUAAGUUUUUAGGACCUUCUUUGCCAAGAAACCUCUCCGAUGAUGCAUCAAUGGAGGUGUUUUGUCGAAGCACAGUGACAACCUUCUGGCAUUACCAUGGUGGAUGCUUGGUGGGAAAGGUUGUCGAUGGCGAUUUGCGAGUGGUGGGUACAAAUUCACUUCGAGUGGUAGAUGGAUCCAUAUUCAACACAUCACUCGGAACUAACUCUCAGGCCACCCUCAUGAUGAUAGGCCAGUAUGUAUAUUAA